UGGCGUGGCUGGUCGCGCCAGGCGGGGAACUUCACCACACUGGAGCCCGGAGUCCCACUCUCUCACCUGCGCAGUUCGGAGCUGCCAUGGGUCUCUCGCCUGGAUUUACUGUCCUAAUUAUUCUGCCGGCCUUUCUGCUGCACACCAGCGGCCUUUACAUCGCCAGUAGCGUUGACUCCCUGCAGCAUGUCCUGGGGGAGUAUGGACUGGUGAGGCCAAUCAGUGUGGACGCAGAGGGCCGCUUCCUGUCACACGCCGUCUCAGCUGGCCGCAUGGCAGGAGGGCAGCCCCGUAGGCGCCGGAAGAGGGAGGUAGGAGUAGGCAAUGAUGAGUGGGAAGAACUGAGGGGUGAGCCCGUGGCCCGUCGGGAGAGGCUCUACUACAACGUCACCAUCUUCGGCCGGGAGUUCCACCUGCGCCUGCGCCACAACGCCAGGCUGGUGGCCCCCGGAGCCAAGAUGGAGUGGCGUGAUGACAGCGACAGCACCCGGCACUCUGAGCCACUGCACAGCGAGUGCCUCUAUGUGGGUGACAUAACAGACACGCCAGGAGCCACUGUGGCCAUCAGCAACUGUGACGGCCUGGCCGGCAUGAUCAGGGUGGAGCAAGAGGAGUUUUUUAUCGAGCCGGUGGAGAGGGGCGACGGAGUGAUAGAGGAGGAGCAGGAGGAGGGAGGAGGAGGAGGGAGGACGCACAUCGUCUAUCGCUCCUCGGCCGUGAAGAAAGCGCCCAUCAGCAGCGCGGCGGCAGACUACCACUCCAGAGGUGCUGAUCUCGGCGGUCUGAUGGAGCUGGAGUCUCUGUACCGCGGUGUGGAGCAGAGCAUCAACCACACGCGAGCGGGCCGGAUGCGCAGGCAGAGCACGGACAGGGCCUACAACAUCGAGGUGCUGCUGGGCGUCGACGACUCGGUGGUCCAGUUUCACGGGAAGGAGCACGUCCAGAAGUACCUGCUCACGCUGAUGAACAUCGUGAAUGAGAUCUACCAUGACCAGUCUUUGGGAGCAAAGAUUAAUGUGGUGCUGGUACGGAUUAUCAUGCUUGGCCACACCAAGUCUAUAAGUCUGAUUGAACUGGGGAACCCGUCCCAGAGUCUGGAGAACGUGUGUCGCUGGGCCUUCCUGCAGCAGAAGCAGGACACGGGGGACGCCGAGUAUCACGACCACGCUAUCUUCCUCACGCGGCAGGAGUUCGGCCCCACGGGAAUGCAGGGUUACGCCCCAGUGACAGGCAUGUGCCAUCCCGUGAGGAGCUGCACCUUGAACCACGAGGAUGGUUUCUCCUCUGCCUUUGUGGUGGCACACGAGACCGGACACGUCCUGGGGAUGGAGCAUGAUGGUCAGGGGAACCGCUGCGGCGACGAGGUGCACAUGGGCAGCAUCAUGGCGCCACUGGUGCAAGCUGCCUUCCACCGCUUUCACUGGUCCAGAUGUAGCAUGGCAGAGCUGGGACGCUACCUUAAUUCCUACGACUGUCUCCGUGACGACCCCUUCGAACACAACUGGCCGUCGCUGCCUCAGCUUCCUGGUUUGCACUACUCCAUGAAUGAACAGUGUCGAUUUGACUUCGGCGUGGGCUACACGAUGUGCACCGCGCUACAAAAGGCGGGCCAGUCAGGAACACAGUAUCGCACUUUCGACCCAUGUAAGCAGCUGUGGUGUAGCCACCCAGACAAUCCCUUCUUCUGCAAGACCAAGAAAGGACCACCCAUUGAUGGCACCAUGUGUGGGGAUGGGAAGCAUUGCUUCAAAGGUCACUGCAUUUGGUUGACCCCUGACAUCAUAAAGCAAGAUGGAAACUGGGGUUCGUGGAGUGAGUUCGGCCAGUGCUCCCGCACCUGUGGAGGAGGGGUACAGUUCCGCACACGCGACUGUGACAAUCCGAGGCCAGCCAACGGAGGCCGCGACUGCUUGGGGGCGUCCUAUCAGUUCCGGAUGUGCAACACCAACGAGUGCGAGGACAUCUACAGUGACCCGCGGGAGGAGCAGUGCCACGCUUUGGACCCCCGCUUCGAAAUCUACAGCAACAAGCACCACUGGCUGCCUUAUGAACACACGGACCCUAAGGAACGCUGCAAGCUGCACUGCCAGUCUAAAGACACACGAGAUGUGGUCAACAUGCAGAGAAUGGUGCUGGACGGAACGCGGUGCUCGUACAAGGACCCCCACAGCGUGUGUGUGCGGGGAGAAUGCGAGAAAGUGGGCUGCGACGGCACGGUCGGCUCCUCGAAGCAGGAGGACAAGUGUGGGGUGUGUGGGGGGGACAACUCCAGCUGCAAAACCUUCAAAGGCACCAUCACGCGCACGGCCAAGAAACAAGGUUUACUCAAAGUUCUUGAAAUCCCCAGAGGAGCAAGACACCUACUGAUCCAAGAGCAGGAAGCGACCUCACACAUUAUAGCUGUGAAGAAUGUGGCAUCGGGGUUGUUGUUCUUAAACGGGGAAAAUGACUACCCAGAAUCCCGCUCGGUCAUAGAGAAAGGCGUGGAGUGGGAAUAUGCGAAUGACAACGACAAGGAGACGCUUCAGACCACUGGUCCUCUCAGACAUGGAAUCCUGAUCAUGAUGAAACUGCACGGAGACGAGGAUGUGGAGCUGUCUUAUAAGUACAUGAUGAACAUGGACAGUGAUUUGGCCAUUCAGAACAACAUGCUGAUAGAGGACAGUGCCUAUGAGUGGGCUCCAAAGAGAUGGUCCUACUGCUCCAAGCCCUGUGGUGGAGGGAAGCAGUACCUGCGAUACGGCUGCAGAAGAAAAGUCGACAGUAAGAUGGUCCACAAGAGCUUUUGUAACAAAUCCAACAUGAAACCAAGAGGGGACACCAGAGACUGCAACCAGAAACCCUGCCCUCCGCCAAUCUGGGUGACAGGGGAGUGGCAGAACUGCAGCAAGCCAUGUGGAAAGACGGGGAUGCAAAUCCGCUCGGUCAGCUGUGUCCAGCCGUCAGACGAUAACACCACGCGCGCCAUCCACAACAAACACUGCCACGACGACCGGCCCGAGACGCGCAGACCCUGCAACCGGCACGCCUGUCCCACCCAGUGGAAAGUCGGGCCGUGGUCACAGUGCUCAGUGACGUGUGGAAAUGGGACCCAGCAGAGACAGGCUUUGUGCCACACCAGAGACAACACCAUCGGCCUGUGUCUGGACAGUAAGCCCGACACCAUCAGAGUCUGUCGCAUGGAUCCGUGUCCCAAGGGCUCAUCAGACCUCAACAAGAACGGCAACAUCCUUAUCCAGUGGCUGUCCCGCCCCAACCCCAACUUCCCGAAGAUCUCCUCACGCCAGAGAUGUCAUGGAGAUCGCUCCACGUUCUGUCGUAUGGAGGUAUUGAAGCGCUACUGCUCUCUACCGGACUACCAGCGCAUAUGCUGCAAGUCCUGCAGCAAUGUCAACAUAACAGAGCAUCGACCCAACUCCACCUCCAGAUCCACCCUCAUCACAUCCAUCCGGCCCAGUGUAUCAGACUCUCCACCCACCAGCACCCUCAGCUCUGAUUUCACCACCAAUCAACCCACCAAAGCUGUUGUCACCAUUGUUCCAGCUUCUACCAUUGAUCCUUUGACCACUACUCAUCCUCCUACCUUCACCACUGCUGAUCCUCCUCAUUCCACCCCUUCCCCACUAAGUACUACACAAAAUAUCCCCACUCAACCAUCCACCAGUGCCCCUGUCCUCUCCACUUUCUUUUCCAUGCUAACCACCCCAGUUAUUACAACCUCUCCCACUGUAACUGCUCAUCCCCUGCCUCUGCCUGCCCCAGACAUAGAUGACAGCACAGUUCCACAGUUAAAGAGCACUACAAAUAGUCCAACAAUAUCCGGUAUGAUAACUACCACACACCUUCCUGCAACGACCAUUCCAACUAUGAUGAGUCUAACAGAAAGCAGUAUAAAAGCAGACAAGCCACUGAAACCCAAGCCCAAAAAGACUAUUCCACCAAAAACGAAGCCCAAAAAGGUGCUUCAGCCAAAGACAAAAGCUACAAAGCAAACCCAAAUGAAGACAAAUCCCAAAAACAACGCAGAACCAGGGCCCAAAAAUGCCACCUCUCAGGUCAAGGUUAAUCCAAAUCGGUUUAAAGUGAUAAAGACAUAUCCAAAAAAGAAAACAAUUCAAACAACAUCUUCAUAUUAUACCACAACUGCCACUCCUCAUACAAGUCCUAAACAACUGAGUGGGACGAAUCCAAAAAAGAAUACUGCACCAAAAAAUUCAACAAGAAAAGAUUUUCUGCCAAAGAUCAAUCCCAAAAAGAAAACAAAUGCUACUCCCAAAAAGGCUACUCCAGUAAAAACUAUACCCAAAAAGACUACUCCCGCAAACACAGCUCCCAAAAAGACUACUCCAGCAAAAACUACACCCAAAAAGACUACUCCAGCAAAAACUGCACCCAAAAAGACUACUCCUGCAAACACAGCUCCCAAAAAGACUACUUCGGCAAAAACUAUGCCCAAAAAGACUACUCCUGCAAACACAGCUCCCAAAAAGACUACUCCGGCGAAGACUGUACCCAAAAAGACUACUCCCGCAAACACAGCUCCCAAAAAGACUACUUUGCCAAAAACUACUCCCAAAAAGGCUACUCCCAUAAACAUUACUCCCAAAAAGACUACUCUGCCAAAAACUACUCCCAAAAAGACUACUCCCAUAAACAUUACUCCCAAAAAGACUACUCUGCCAAAAAGUACUCCCAUAAACAUUACUCCCAAAAAGACUCCCUCUGUAAAGACCACUGUUAUAAAGAUUCCUCUAGUAAGGACUACUCCUGAGAAAAAAUCCAAACUCACACCCAAAAAGGAGGCUCCACCAAAGGCCAAUCCCAAAAAAAACAUUCAGCCAAAUAUGAAAGCUACAAAGCAAACCCAAGCAAAGACAAAUCCCCAAAACAACCCCAAACCAGGGCCCAAAAAUGCCACCACUCAGGCCAAAGUAAAUCAAAAUAGGUUUAAGGUGAUAAAGACUUAUCCAAAAAAGAAAACACAUCAAACAACAUCUUCAUAUUUCACCACAGCUGCCACUCCUCAGACUAGUCCUAAACAACUGAGUGACUACUUUUUUUCCACUAUUUCGUCAAGCAGUAGUGUAUAUGCGACAGCUGCAGACACGCCUUUCCCUGAAUCCAGAAUCAGCACCACAUACAUCAGUAAGACCACAACAGCUACUGAUGAAACUCCACUGUUGUAUCAUGAUGCUUUAGCCACAACACCCAACACUUUUGACAGUGUCGUCACACCUACUGAAACCAUUUAUGUCGAGGAUGUCAACAUUCCUAGUGGAACUGCACCAAACAGUGAUGUCACAAUGACUAACAGUGGUGAUGUCACAAUGACCAACAGUGGCGAUGUCACAAUGACCAACAGUGGCGAUGUCACAGUAACCAGCGGAACUAUUAUCAGUGGUGAUGACAUCACAGUGUCCUACAGCAAUGUAGGAGUGAUCAGUGACACCAUGGUGCUAGACGACGGCCACAGCAUUGUGAUCCCAACCAUCAACAGUGAGGAUAUGACAGACUUAGCUUCCUCGCCCUGGAUGGACCUGUCUGAGUACAUCCCCGUCAGCAUCCCUGUUCCUACUACAGCCGCAGACCCUGUCACCAUCUCACCUCCCACCACCAUCACUCUGACGACAGAAAAACCAGUCAUUGCAACCACUACCAUCUCAACUGUAAGACCUCAGCGAAAGCCAGAUGAGAGCAGUGAUAAUAACUCCAUCGAUGUCAUAUAUAACAGGAUCAUCGGCGUGGACAACGACAUCUCCCAGAACAAUUUGAUCCCAAAGCGCCGGGUAAACCUCCGAGAGAGAACCAGGAACAAACGCAUUCAGGAGCUUCUGGAGGAGAAGCGGAACUUUCUCCUCAGGAUGAAGAGAGGCCACUCAGCAUGAUGCACCAAGCCUUCUCAUUUCUCUUAUAGAGAUGAACAUUUUCUUUACAGACAUUUGUAAGCCCUAACUAAACCCUCUGAACUGCCAUGAUAUCAGGCCUUUCCACAACAAAAACCCGUAAAUCUUUCUGUCAUAUCACUAUCAUGACAAUCAGGACUGUUGCAGAGAGAGAAUAUUAUGGCCAAAUGUUUGAGCAGUUGCUUUGAAUAAAGCCCUUUAGAGUACAGACUGGUGCAGAUUUGAAGCAAAUCGCCUCGCCUGUGUAAACACAAUAAGGAGAAACAGAAGGGAUGAAAAGUGUGUAUCCAGUUUGACCAGCACUUUACAAAGCCAAGCUUUUAGGACACAGACCACCCACAGUCUUGUUUGGGGAUUCAGUGAUGAUGGAGAUACGUGUAAUUUAGUUUGUAAAAAUCUCCACUGGCACUUAUGAAGCAAGGAAAUCUACCACCCAGAAUCCAAAACUACAUUUCCAUAUUGUAUUACAGCCCAGGACUGCACUUCAUCUCCCCAUAAAAUGAAAAUAAUAUCUCUCAGCUAAUCGGAGCUACUGUAUGACAAGGCGAAAAUAUCUUCUUGUUAAGUGGCCAGCAUUAUGAAUACAAUACACACACUCCAAAGGGGAGCAUGUGGGCCUGGAAAGCAAUAUAGCAAUGCUAUACAAUCAUAAUGUUUACUUUGGGUUUAAUUGAAUUGUAAAAGUUUACACUACUUGGAUUUUGUUGCCUUUUUACCAGAGCAGACGUGUGUCUGACUGCAUGAAGUCUCUCAUCUCUCAGGAAGUUAAGGUACAGUAUUGAAGACUGGUGAGGGGCAUUGCCAGACACUUGGUGCUUCCUGAAUUGUGGUGAUAUAUUUUGAUAUCUCAUUAAGCUAAGUGGAAAACAAAAAACCCAAGAGAAAAAAAAAAGGUAUUUUAAAGCUUUUUUGUUUUUCUUUUUUAACGGUCAGUCAAGUAUGGUGCUUUUUUGUCCUUCAUGCAUUUAUUUAUAUAAAAAGAAAUACAAAAAUACGAUAAUAAGAUAAACAAGCCUGAUUGUAUUAAUUGUAUCCAAAGAGAAGCUUUGAGGGCCAGUGUUUUUUUUAUUUUUAUUUUCUAAAAGUUUUAUUAUUGGUACAUCUCUAACUUGCAGCAGCUGCAAAAGUACCUAUGGAUCUUUCUGUACGAUAUCUGUACAUAUGAAAAAGAACUUAAUGUUUAAUAUUUAUUAAAGUUUA
Messenger RNA from Acanthopagrus latus (yellowfin seabream), 7103 nucleotides. Its product is annotated as A disintegrin and metalloproteinase with thrombospondin motifs 2-like. The coding region runs from base 87 to 5885 and encodes 1932 amino acids. Gene Ontology annotation, biological process: proteolysis; extracellular matrix organization. The record is from RefSeq and is a predicted model, not a curated record. The transcript is spliced from 23 exons. Gene Ontology annotation, molecular function: metalloendopeptidase activity. Gene Ontology annotation, cellular component: extracellular matrix. NCBI's taxonomy places the organism in Eukaryota, Metazoa, Chordata, Actinopteri, Spariformes, Sparidae.